AUGAAGGCUAAUGAAGAUGAUGGUAAUCUGGUAUUUUCGUACACUCCCCUGUACACAACAGAGACUAUUGGGAUGGAUGUUUAUUACAGAGAUACAAUAACAACCAGCAUCAAAGGUUUGCAGUUGGAUCUGAUAAAGAUUCUAACUAUCUUCACCUUGAUUGAUUUCUCUUCCAACAAUUUUAGCGGAUCAAUACCUAAGGAAAUUGGAGAGCUGAAAGCGUUGUAUGCCCUCAACUUAUCUAGUAAUGCUUUCACAGGUGAAAUCCCAUCAUCCGUUGGGAACAUGAGAAGCAUGGAGUCCUUAGACCUCUCACAAAAUCGUCUGAGCGGUCACAUUCCCCAACAGUUUGCAAAUCUCAAUUUCCUGUCAUUUUUGAAUGUCUCAAAUAAUCAACUGGUCGGCAAAAUCCCAACCAGCACUCAGUUCUCGACAUUUCCAAAUACUUCCUUCGUAGGCAACCAAGGAUUGUGGUGGCCUCCUUUGACAUCAGAUACACCAGCCGUAUUGCCCCCACCUACGUUAAAUGGAAGCUCAAGUAAUCCGAAUUCUAGAGAUGAGAUUGAUUGGGAUAUCAUUAGUGUUGAAAUUGGAUUUACAUGUGGAUUUGGAAUUGCCAUCGGAUCGCUUUUGUUUUGCAAAAGAUGGAGGAAAUGUGUGAGCAGGUUAGUGCCAAGAUUUACUAUUUCUGAUCAGAGGCAAUGCCAGCUUCUACUGAAACUGCAACUUGCUCAAGUUCUCUCAAAGAACCACUUGAGCAGCCAAAUUCCCCCACAGUUUGCGAAUCUCACUUUCCUUGCAUUCUUGGAUCUCUCAAAUAAUGAACUGGUCGGGAAGAUCCCAACCAGCACUCAAAUUUCAAGAUUUCUAAAUACCUCAUUCGAAGGUAACAAAGGAUUAUGGGGGCCUCCUUUCACAAUGGAUGCAGUAUUGCCGCCACCAAUUUUAAAUGGAAGCUCAAGUAAUCCGAAUUCUGGAGAUGAGAUUGAUGGGGAUGUUAUCUGUGUUGAAAUUGGAUUUACAUGUGGGUUUGGAAUUGUCAUUGUGUCACUUUCGUUUUGCAAAAAAUGGAGGAAAUUGUAUCACAGAGCUAUGCGUAGUAUUCUUUUCAAGAUAUUCCCUCAGCUGGAGCAGAGAUUUGGUAAUCAUGGAAGACACAUCUAUGUAAACACAAGGCGUUGA
Rosa rugosa (rugosa rose) is the source of this 1182-nucleotide messenger RNA. Its product is annotated as receptor-like protein 39. Bases 1 to 1182 code for a protein of 393 amino acids. Lineage: Eukaryota; Viridiplantae; Streptophyta; Magnoliopsida; Rosales; Rosaceae. The record is from RefSeq and is a predicted model, not a curated record. The transcript is spliced from 3 exons. Gene Ontology annotation, molecular function: protein binding.